AUGAACCCUCUUCUUCUUCUUCUUCUGCCAUUUUGGCUUCUAAUUCUUCAAUUCGUCGUUUGUAAUUCUAUUUAUCUAAACUAUACUGAAGCACUCUCCAAAUCAAUCUUGUUUUUCGAAGGCCAACGAUCGGGUUACAUCCCGAGCAAUCAGAGGAUCACGUGGCGUGGGAAUUCGGCACUUGGAGAUGGUCCGGGCUUUUUUUCUGACCUCCGUGGUGGCUACUAUAACGGUGGAGAUAAUGUCAAGUCUACUUAUACCAUGGCGUUCACCACCACGAUGUUGGCGUGGAGUGUGAUUGAGUUUGGUGAAAUGAUGCCGAAGGAGGAGUUGAGGAAUACGUUGGUGGCGAUUAGGUGGUCCGCUGAUUAUUUGUAUAAGACGUCUGCGGAAGUACUUCGUAUUGUUGUACAGGUUGGCGAUCCAGUCAACGAUCAUAAUUGUUGGGAAAGGCCAGAGGACAUGGACAUGAAUCGGACUGUGUACAAACUGCAAGCAAUAGACCCAGCCUCAGAGGUGGCUGGAGAGGUAGCAGCAGCUUUAGCCGCUACAUCCAUCGCAUUCCGAUCUUUUGACCCUUACUACUCAGAUUCACUCCUAAAAGCAGCCAGCGGAGCUUUCGAUUACGCUGAUCUUUACCAUGGCUCCUACAGCGAAACUGUACUCAUUAAGUAUGGUGUUUGCCCAUAUUAUUGUGCUUUUGAUGGAUAUCAGGAUGAGUUGAUAUGGGGAGCAGCAUGGUUAAGUAAGGCUUCUAAGGAUGAAAGAUACAUGGAAUACAUACAAAAGAAUGGUGACACAUUGGCUGCUAAUGAAAAUAUUAAUGAGUUUGGAUGGGACAAAAAGCAUGCUGGCAUCAAUGUUCUUCUUUCCAAGGAAGUUUUGGAACGGAAAGCGUAUGGUCUGGAUUCUUAUAAAACAUCUGCAGAUAACUUCAUAUGCACAUUAAUACCUGAAUCUUCGUCCUCAUCACACAUUGCAUACACCCCCGGAGGCCUAAUUUACCGGGAGGGUGAGAAAAAUUUACAACAUUCAACUUCAAUCACAUUCCUCUUGCUGGUUUACGCGAAAUACCUAAAGCAAUCAUCAGGCUCCAUAAACUGUGGCAGCGUACGUGUGGGACCCGCUAAGCUUCGUGUAAUGGCCAAACGCCAAGUGGAUUACAUCCUAGGGAAGAACCCCAAGGGAAUGUCGUAUAUGGUAGGAUAUGGCCGUAAAUAUCCGCAAAGGAUUCAUCAUCGAGGCUCGUUCAUACCCUCCAUCAAGGACCAUCCGCAAGUUAUAAAGUGUAAAGAGGGGUCCAUUUAUUUUAACUCGUCCAACCCAAAUCCAAACAUUUUGAUCGGGGCCGUGGUCGGUGGGCCCCAGAAAGAUGAUGAGUACGAGGAUGAUCGAACUGAUAUUUCAAAAUCUGAACCCACAACCUAUAUUAAUGCACCGUUUGUUGGUGCAUUAGCGUUUUUUGCCGCUAAGCCUAUCCACCACAAUUAA
This is a messenger RNA of Cynara cardunculus var. scolymus (artichoke), 1491 nucleotides long. RefSeq names its product endoglucanase 24-like. The coding region runs from base 1 to 1491 and encodes 496 amino acids. The transcript has 4 exons. The record is from RefSeq and is a predicted model, not a curated record. Lineage: Eukaryota; Viridiplantae; Streptophyta; Magnoliopsida; Asterales; Asteraceae. Gene Ontology annotation, molecular function: hydrolase activity, hydrolyzing O-glycosyl compounds. Gene Ontology annotation, biological process: carbohydrate metabolic process.